Penicillium macrosclerotiorum is the source of this 1242-nucleotide messenger RNA. RefSeq names its product glucan 1,3-beta-glucosidase (gene exg1). The transcript is spliced from 3 exons. The record is from RefSeq and is a predicted model, not a curated record. Gene Ontology annotation, biological process: glucan catabolic process. Gene Ontology annotation, cellular component: extracellular region; cell surface. Gene Ontology annotation, molecular function: glucan exo-1,3-beta-glucosidase activity. NCBI's taxonomy places the organism in Eukaryota, Fungi, Ascomycota, Eurotiomycetes, Eurotiales, Aspergillaceae. Bases 1 to 1242 code for a protein of 413 amino acids.
AUGCCAUCCAAGCUGUCGCAGAAGAGCGUCCUUGGGCUGUCUAUGGUGGCAGCCCUGGCCCAAGUCACUCCAACCCUUGCUUUUGACUACGGAGCUGACAAGGUCCGUGGUGUCAACCUUGGAGGUUGGCUCGUCUUGGAGCCCUGGAUCACACCUUCAAUCUUCGACUCUGUCGGUGAUGCCGCUGUGGACGAGUGGUCGCUGUGCGCUAUGCUUGGCACAGACCAGUGCCGAGCAGUUCUAUCACAGCACUGGGGCUCCUUCAUCACAGCCGAUGAUUUUAACCAAAUUGCUGCUACCGGAAUGAAUCAUGUCCGCAUUCCCGUUGGAUACUGGGCAGUGACUCAUCUGCCCGGCGACGCAUACGUCGAUGGCCAACUUGAGUAUCUGGACGCGGCAGUUGGCUGGGCUCGUGCUGCUGGUCUCAAAGUUAUUGUUGAUCUGCACGGGGCUCCGGGCUCCCAAAACGGCUUUGAUAAUAGUGGAAAGCGUGGUGCCAUUCAGUGGCAACAGGGUACUACUGUUGAUGAAACCAAGUCUGCUCUCGAGCAACUUGCUAAGCGGUAUGCCGGUGAUACCGAUGUCGUCACCGCAGUCGAGGCGCUUAACGAGCCCAGUGUCCCUGGUGGAGUAAACGAGGAUGGUCUUAAGCAAUAUUACUAUGACUCCUGGGGUGUGGUUCGUGAGGCGAACCAGGAUACUACUGUCGUCCUUCACGAUGGCUUUAUGCCUACCGAAUCCUGGAACGGAUUCAUGAGCGAGUCCACCGGCGUCUGGUACGUCAUGAUGGAUACUCAUCACUAUGAAGUUUUCGACAAUGGCCUUCUCGCUAUGGAUGCGAGCUCUCACGUCAGCACUGCUUGCGGCUUUGUGAAUGACCACGUUCUUCACAGCGACAAGUGGACUGUUGUUGGAGAAUGGACCGGUGCCAUGACUGAUUGUGCUAAGUACCUCAACGGCAAAGGAGUUGGUGCUCGUUACGAUGGUACCUAUCAAGGCAGCACGGCACUCGGCAGCUGCGAUGGCAAGUCUGUUGGCAACAUGGACACACUCUCCGAGGACGACCGGACCAAUAUUCGUCGCUUCAUUGAAGGCCAGCUGGAUGCUUAUGAGAAGGGUAAUGGCUGGCUCUACUGGACCUGGAAGACCGAGGGUGCUCCUGAGUGGGACAUGCAAAUGCAGAUUGCUGGAGGCGUCUUCCCGAACCCAGUCACUAGCCGUCAAUUCCCCGGCCAGUGCUGA